Molecule: messenger RNA, 802 nt
Organism: Meleagris gallopavo (turkey)
Lineage: Eukaryota; Metazoa; Chordata; Aves; Galliformes; Phasianidae
Source: RefSeq, a predicted model, not a curated record
AUGGUCCUCAGAGUGGAUGACAGGAUUACGAGCGGCUAUAGGGGCUGCGGAAUCAUGUCCCGACCACCCACUACAUGGGUCCUCGUUAAUGCGCUUGGUGGGAAUGGUUAGGGGAAUGGAGACCCCCCAGGGACAAGCAGCCAGGCUCAGGCCAGGGGAGCUUAUAGCGGCUACAGACGUGAUGAUUCAAGCGUUUAAGAGAGUAGCCAAGGGUGUGGAGCCUGUGGACCCUUGGAUCAAAGUGAUCCAGGGGCCAACGGAAUCAUUCUCUGCUUUUGUGGACAAGCUCCUGAAGGCCAUACAGGGGUCAGAACUCCUGAAAUCAGCCCAAGGUCCAGUUAUUAUGGACUAUCUCCAGCAGCAAGGCCAGCUAGAAGUCAGGGAACUUCUCCGUACUGCCCCACAACUUAGUACGCCUGGGGAGAUGAUCAAAUAUAUUCUGGAUAAACAAAAGACAGAAUCUCUGACCAAUGAAGGGUUGGCAGCGGCUAUUGUCGCUGCAGUUGGGACACAACAGCCCCAGGGGCCAUGUUAUGGGUGCGGCCAAGAGGGUCACAUUAAGGCAAAUUGUCCGAUUGUGCAUGGUGCGCGGGAAUUGCAGGGCCUGGCCAGGGGGCCAAUAGAGCCAAUAUGUUGGAAUUGCGGAGGCCGUGGCCAUACCACCUGCCAGUGCCCAAGUAAGAGCAUGCUGAGGAGAGAUGGACACCAGCAGGGAAACGGAGGUGGGAGGGUCCCCCUCCCCCAUUCCUAUGACUGGGCCAACCCCAGGUCCUCCCCUUGAAUUCAUCAUGCACCCACAGUG